CAGCCGUCGCCGGUCUGACAUUAGCCGCGUCAAUUGUCCUCCUAGGAUCUAGGUUCCACGCCAACCGCCUCGGCAGCUCCCUCCAUUCCUCCACCGGCUUCGACCAUUUCGUUUCGGCUCCGACGCCAUCGCAAGCGGCGAAGUCGUGCACAACUUCAACCUCUCGGUAGCGUAAUUCGUCCUUCUCGCCAACACGCCCCAACUCCUGGUGUCUCUUUCCUACUUCCACCUCAACGCAAUCCUCACCGCCAUGUGCACCGACUCCGAGUGGGCUAGCUUUGCGACAAAACGAAAACCUGUCCGUGUGUCCUCUCCACACGGCCAGCAAACCGCCACCUACUGGCUGCAGCUGCCGUACAGAUACGCCAUACCGUUGCUCCUCGUCAUGACAACGCUCAACUGGGCUGUCUCACAGAGUAUGUUUUUCGCGUCGACGCUGUACUACCGCGACGGGCAGGAAGUACCCGAGUUGUCGGCGCCCGUGCUCGGAUGGUCCGCCAGCGCGGUCCUGCUCGCUGUUCUCCUCGGCGGGGCGGGUCUCGGGGUCUGCGGGGCCCUCGCGGUCUUCCAGCGCUAUCCCCCAGGACCGCCACUCGUUGGUGGCUGCAGUCUUGUCAUAUCUGGCGCGUGUCAUGCGCGACCCGACGAUGAAAACAUCGAGUUCGGUCCGAUGCAGUGGGGUGUCAUCAGUGAAAACGGAAAUGGGACCAGUCACAGCGGGUUUGCGAGCGGGGAUGUGCGGAUGCCGUAUCACGGUCAGAUGUGUGAAUAGAUGGGUGGGUUUGUUGGUUGAAGGCGCUUGGCUGUGGAGAGAGAGCAGAGAGAGCGGGACUGAGUUAUGGAAAGGAUGGAAGGGUAUGCGGUCGGUCGGGAACGAUUUUCGAAUGUGCUUUCUUUAUUCGUGGUUGGGUUUCUCGUGCAUCUGGGGGGAAAUGCUGUUAACGAAUACAGAGGCCUGGAUCUGGGCUGUUAGGCCAGGGAAGUGGCUGGAAUCUGCUGGGACGCUAGUUGUCCCUAUUGUAGAGUCGGGUUAAUACUUACUUAGCUUGCUCGGGCUUGCGUAGGCUGCCAAUAUGGAAGACCGGAUCAGGACGAUGCAGCCACAAGCUCAAGUUCGCUUAGGCACUGCUCAAUGUUAUAACACCCUGUAUUCAAUACGUCCCAGGAGUAAAGAUUGGCGCUGAGGUUAAGAGAGGCCAGUGUCUGGGACGAUUCUUGUACGGCGGGAGCACAGUCAUU
Molecule: messenger RNA, 1239 nt
Organism: Mytilinidion resinicola
Lineage: Eukaryota; Fungi; Ascomycota; Dothideomycetes; Mytilinidiales; Mytilinidiaceae
Exons: 2
Coding region: 251-772 (173 amino acids)
Source: RefSeq, a predicted model, not a curated record